Chrysochloris asiatica (Cape golden mole) is the source of this 1188-nucleotide messenger RNA. RefSeq names its product TSC22 domain family, member 4 (gene TSC22D4). Gene Ontology annotation, biological process: regulation of transcription by RNA polymerase II; response to osmotic stress. The transcript is spliced from 4 exons. NCBI's taxonomy places the organism in Eukaryota, Metazoa, Chordata, Mammalia, Afrosoricida, Chrysochloridae. The record is from RefSeq and is a predicted model, not a curated record. Bases 1 to 1188 code for a protein of 395 amino acids.
AUGAGUGGGGGCAAGAAGAAGAGUAGUUUCCAAAUCACCAGCGUCACCACGGACUAUGAGGGCCCAGGGAGCCCAGGAGGUGCAGAGCCCCCGACCCCGUCACCCCCUGCCAGGCCCCCACCUCGUCUGCCCAACGGGGAGCCCAACCCUGAGCCAGGGGGCAGGGGCACCCCUCGAAAUGGCUCCCCGCCGCCUGGGGCCCCCGCCUGCCGUUUCCGGGUGGUGAAGCUGCCUCAUGGCCUGGGAGAGCCUUAUCGCCGCGGUCGGUGGACAUGUGUGGAUGUUUACGAGAGAGACCUGGAGCCCCCUAGUUUUGGCCGACUCCUGGAGGGAAUUCGAGGGGCCUCUGGUGGUACUGGGGGCAGGUCAUUAGAUUCCAGGUUGGAGGUGGCCAGCUUGGGCCUGGGCACCCCUGUCCCACAGUCAGGCCUGUCUCAGGUCCCCACCUCCUGGCUCCGUCCGCCCCCCUCCUCACCUGGACCUCAGGCCCGCUCCUUCACCGGGGGACUGGGCCAGAUGGUGGUACCUGGCAAGGCUAAGGUGGAGACGCCUCCUCUCUCGGCCUCCCCACCCCAGCAGCGCCCCCAAGAGCCUGGGACCCGGGAUAGCGAGGGCACAACCUGGGCCUCCACACCCCUGCCUUCCCUGAGGGUGGACGUGGAGGCUAGCAACACCGCAGCAGCAACUCCUCCGCUAUCCCGAAGGAAAGAUGGUGCUCUGCAGCUGAGGAUGGAUUUGAUGGCUCCAGAGGAGACAGGGCAGGUACACCCAUUUGACUCCCACCCCAGCUCCCCCGCCCUCUACUUCUUCCCUGAUGCCAGUCUGGUUCACAAGUCUCCGGACCCCUUUGGAGCCGCAGCAGCCCAGAGCCUCAGCCUGGCCCGCUCCAUGCUGGCCAUCAGUGGCCACCUGGACAGUGAUGAUGAUAGUGGUUCUGGAAGCCUGGUUGGCAUUGACAACAAGAUCGAACAAGCCAUGGACUUGGUGAAGUCCCACCUCAUGUUUGCUGUCCGGGAAGAAGUGGAGGUACUGAAGGAACAGAUCCGGGAGCUGGCCGAACGGAAUGCCGCGCUGGAGCAAGAGAACGCGCUGCUGCGUGCCCUGGCCAGCCCCGAGCAGCUGGCCCAGCUGCCCUCCUCAGGAGUCCCGAGGCUAGGGCCCCACGCACCUAAUGGGCCCUCCAUCUGA